Messenger RNA from Solea solea (common sole), 2556 nucleotides. RefSeq names its product bestrophin-3-like. The transcript has 13 exons. Bases 167 to 2122 code for a protein of 651 amino acids. The record is from RefSeq and is a predicted model, not a curated record. Lineage: Eukaryota; Metazoa; Chordata; Actinopteri; Pleuronectiformes; Soleidae. Gene Ontology annotation, molecular function: chloride channel activity.
UGUUACUUUCAUUUGUUCAUUUGGCAAAAACACAUAAAGGAACAAAGACUCGAGCUGAGAAUCAUCUGUGAGGACAAACACACACACACACACACACACAGUGAUGUAACAGCAGAGGACAGAAGAGUCUCCUGCUCGUCCACGCCUGUGUGUCCCUCGUCUCAUCAUGACCGUCACGUACUCCAGCAAAGUCGCCAACGCCACCUUCUUCAGCUUCCACCGGCUGCUGCUGCGCUGGAAGGGAAGCAUCUACAAGCUGCUGUACCGAGAGUUCGCCCUGUUUGUGCUGCUGUACAGCAGCCUGAGCCUGGUCUACAGGCUCGUCCUCUCUAACCAGCACAAGAGGCUGUUUGAGAAACUUUCCAUGUACUGUGACAAAUAUGCAGAGCAGAUCCCCGUCACCUUCGUCCUGGGUUUUUAUGUGACUCUGGUGGUGAAUCGAUGGUGGAACCAGUUCGUGAACCUGCCGUGGCCGGACCGACUCAUGUUCCACAUCUCCAGCUGCGUUCAGGGAAAAGACGAGUACGGACGCCUGCUGCGCAGAACUCUGAUACGCUACGUCAACCUGACGUCGCUCCUCAUCUUCCGCUCGGUCAGCACCGCCGUCUGUAAGCGGUUCCCGACCAUGGACCACGUGGUGGAGGCAGGUUUCAUGACUCCAGAGGAGAGGAAGCUGUUCGACAACAUCCGCUCCCCUCACCUGAAGUACUGGAUCCCUGUGGUGUGGUUCUCCAACCUGGCGUAUAAAGCUAGACAAGAGGGACGCAUCCAAGACAGCAUCGACCUGCAGAGCAUUCUCAAUGAGAUGAAUCUGUUCAGGACCUGGUGUGCCACUCUGUUCGGCUACGACUGGGUCGGCAUCCCGCUGGUCUACACACAGGUGGUCACUCUGGCCGUCUACACCUUUUUCCUCGCUUGUCUGAUCGGCCGACAGUUCCUCGACCCCAGCCAGGGUCACCAUGGUCACGACCUGGACCUCUACGUGCCCGUCUUCACCCUGCUGCAGUUCUUCUUCUACGCCGGGUGGUUGAAGGUCGCAGAGCAGCUGAUCAACCCGUUUGGAGAGGACGACGACGACUUUGAGGCAAACUGGAUCAUCGACAGGAACCUUCAGGUGUCGCUGUUGGCUGUGGACGAGAUGCACAUGGAUUUGCCGCCUCUGACUAAAGACAUGUACUGGAACGACUGCGACGCUCGUCCGCCGUACACGCUGGCCGCCGCCGACUACUGCAUCCCAUCAUUCCUCGGCUCCACCACCGACAUGGGACUCUCCGAAAUUCUGAAUUUUGACGAGGCUGAAGUUAGCAACAACUGUCCACAGCAACAGGAGUCGAUUCUGCCUCGGCGUCAAGAGUCGGUUCUUGGACGAGUCCGUCGGCUGCUCAGCGUUCAGGAACCUCCCGACCUGCGACCUCCUCGACCCUUCUUCAAACGCCACAGCAGCGAUGCAACAGGAGGCUUCUUCGCAGACUUCAGACUCAGUCCAGGUGCAGAUGCCCGGAGUCCGCCCUCCUGGUUGGUCACGCCGCCGGCUCCCGUCGACACCUUGUCCACCUUGAAGGAGGUCAGCAGCAACCCUCCAUCUCCUGAACACUCGCCCGGUGAGGUUUUCCCCCAACUCGCCGUUAGCCCGUCGCUAUUGAACGAUGUCUGUCACAGUGGGGAUUGUUCGGAUGGCAUUGAAGUAACAAAAAUUCAGAAUGGACUGGAUCAUUUCGUCAUGCAAGAAACACCCAGUGUGGAAACUCCAAGAGCCAAAACUUCAGUUUGCUGCUCCCCAACCCAACUCGGACCAAAGGAAUUCCGCUGGACGACGCGCGGCAACCAGAACCGCCCGCCACCUCAUCCCCGCGGGCGCCAGUUGUCCGUCCAGUUUUCCAGGCAGACGUCAAGGGCGUCCGUGCGAAGCCUGCCGAGCCCCAAAGCUUUGGGGAGGCAGAGGCGGGGCCUGGCUCGGUUCAAAUCCAGGAUAUCGCCCGCUCCACCGGCUGACACCCUGCAGCUCCCCGAACCCGAGUUUGACCACAGCUUCCAGGGAGUGCCGGUGACCGAGGACGGUGAGACAGAAGCACCCGGCAGCAGCGGUAGCGAAGACGUCAGAAACAACAACACGGACAAAUGAGCAUCGGUUACAUCGCAAACAAAAGUGAAGGCUUUUAAGUGCCCUCAUUUUGUAGGACAUCCAACAAUGAAUGAUUCCUCUUGAGGGUUGGCUGCGUUUCUACUGUACUUACUGGUCUCUGGUGACAGAAACGUCCCUGUUCCUCAUAGAAGAAAAAUAAAAUUGUUGUUUCAAAGGGAAGAUAAGGAUGGACAGACGAAUGACAGAUAGUGACAGAUGAAAGUUUCUGUGGAAAAAUGUGUUGAUGUAUUUGUAUUCAGCAGUCGUCUCUGAUGCCACCUUGUGGCUCAUCGAGGAAGUAGAAGAACAAAAUGUUGUCUUGGAAACAUUUACCUGUGCUUUUGUGACAACCCUUGCAUUUGUCUGUUUUUUGAAAGUGUUGCCACUGUCGCUGUUGAAUUACAGACUCUGACUUUUUUUUAAAUAAAACUCAU